UUAGGCCAGAAAUGUGCAUACAGGAGAGUUGGCUGCAGUAAAAAUCAUUAAAUUGGAGCCUGGAGAUGAUUUUUCUUUGAUUCAACAAGAAAUAUUUAUGGUUAAAGAAUGUAAACAUUGCAAUAUCGUUGCCUACUUUGGGAGUUAUCUCAGUCGGGAAAAACUAUGGAUUUGUAUGGAAUACUGUGGUGGUGGAUCACUUCAAGAUAUUUACCAUGUUACUGGACCACUAUCAGAAUUGCAAAUAGCCUAUGUGUGCAGAGAAACUUUACAGGGUCUUGCCUAUUUACAUACUAAAGGCAAAAUGCAUAGAGAUAUCAAAGGUGCUAAUAUUUUAUUGACUGACCAUGGUGAUGUAAAAUUAGCUGACUUUGGUGUGGCUGCAAAAAUAACAGCUACCAUUGCAAAAAGAAAAUCUUUCAUUGGUACCCCUUAUUGGAUGGCCCCAGAAGUUGCAGCAGUGGAGAAAAAUGGUGGCUACAACCAACUCUGUGAUAUCUGGGCAGUAGGAAUAACAGCAAUUGAACUUGGAGAACUUCAGCCACCUAUGUUUGAUCUGCAUCCAAUGAGGGCUCUCUUCUUAAUGUCAAAAAGUAAUUUUCAGCCUCCAAAACUAAAGGACAAAACAAAAUGGUCAUCAACAUUCCAUAAUUUUGUCAAAAUAGCACUAACCAAAAACCCCAAAAAAAGACCAACUGCUGAAAGACUUCUGACUCAUACUUUUGUUGGGCAGCCAGGUCUCUCUCGAGCCCUAGCAGUUGAACUGUUGGACAAGGUGAACAAUCCAGACAACCAUGCACAUUACACUGAGGGAGAUGAUGACGACUUUGAGCCCCAUGCAAUCAUUCGUCAUACCAUUAGAUCUACAAACAGGAAUGCCAGAGCUGAACGGACAGCUUCAGAAAUAAAUUUUGAUAAAUUACAAUUUGAACCUCCUCUGAGAAAAGAAACAGAAGCACGGGAUGAAAUGGGAGUAUCAUCAGACCCUAACUUUUUAUUACAGUGGAAUCCUUUUGUUGAUGGUGCGAACACUGGCAAAUCAACCGCAAAACGUGCAAUACCACCUCCGCUACCUCCUAAGCCAAGGAUAAACAGCCACCCUGAAGACAACUUUCCAGAUGAAGAAAAAGCAUCAACCAUAAAACGUUGCCCUGAUUCAGAGAACAGAGCUCCCCAAGUUAUCAGAAGACAGAGUAGCCCAAGUUGUGGUCCUGUAGCAGAAACUUCCUCUAUUGGAAAUGGUGAUGGGAUUUCAAAACUGAUGAGUGAAAAUACAGAAGGAUCAGCACAAGCACCACAAUUACCACGAAAAAAGGACAAGCGAGACUUCCCUAAACCAGCCAUCAAUGGCCUCCCACCCACCCCAAAAGUGCUGAUGGGAGCAUGUUUUUCAAAAGUUUUUGAUGGCUGCCCUUUGAAAAUUAAUUGCGCAACAUCCUGGAUACAUCCGGAUACAAAAGAUCAGUACAUUAUUUUUGGAACUGAAGAUGGUAUUUACACACUGAAUCUCAAUGAGCUACAUGAGGCAACGAUGGAACAGUUAUUUCCACGGAAGUGUACUUGGCUAUAUGUUAUCAAUAAUACUUUAAUGUCAUUAUCAGAAGGAAAAACCUUUCAGCUCUACUCUCAUAAUCUUAUUGCUCUGUUUGAACAAGCUAGAAAACCAGGAUUAGCUGCCCAUAUUCAAACUCACAGGUUUCCAGACCGCAUACUACCAAGAAAGUUCGCUUUAACAACAAAAAUUCCUGAUACAAAAGGCUGUCAUAAAUGUUGCAUAGUCAGAAACCCUUACACAGGCCAUAAGUACCUCUGUGGCGCUUUGCAGUCUGGAAUUGUUUUACUUCAGUGGUAUGAGCCAAUGCAGAAGUUCAUGCUGAUAAAGCACUUUGAUUUUCCUUUGCCAAGUCCUUUGAAUGUUUUUGAAAUGCUGGUGAUACCAGAACAGGAAUACCCUAUGGUCUGUGUAGCUAUCAGCAGAGGCACUGAAUCUAACCAGGUUGUUCAGUUUGAGACAAUCAAUUUGAACUCUGCAUCUUCUUGGUUUACAGAAAUUGGUGCAGGCAGCCAACAGUUAGAUUCCAUUCACGUAACACAGUUGGAGAGAGAUACCGUUUUGGUGUGUUUAGACAAAUUUGUGAAAAUUGUAAAUCUACAAGGAAAACUAAAAUCGAGUAAGAAAUUGGCCUCUGAGCUGAGUUUUGAUUUCCGCAUUGAAUCUGUAGUUUGUCUUCAAGACAGUGUAUUGGCUUUCUGGAAACAUGGGAUGCAAGGUAAAAGCUUUAAGUCAGAUGAGGUUACCCAGGAGAUUUCAGACGAAACACGAGUUUUCCGCUUGUUAGGAUCAGAUAGGGUUGUCGUUCUGGAAAGUAGGCCAACAGAAAAUCCUACGGCACACAGCAAUCUCUACAUCUUGGCUGGACAUGAAAAUAGUUACUAAGCAACGGAAGCUGAUCCCAAAUGGCAGGAAAAUGAAUCUACUCUAUUGAAAGCAAAAGUAUUUUAAGGAAUGUCAGUACAAACUGCACUUUGGGUUGUAUCUCAAAUGAUCUGUACUUUAGGUAGAAUUCACUAUUUUCCGUAGCUGGAAACAGCUCGUCUAUCUUUUGCCACUGUGUGGUGGUUAUAUCAAGUUUGCUUAAUAAAAGCUGUGAGACAAAUAGUCAUCUAGUUCCAGGAAACACAGUCUUUUUAAAAAAAAUAAUAAUAAUAAUGUUUGUAACAAGGGUGCCAUGAAAUUUUUAGAUAACUCGUGAUGAUCUUAGGAGAGAUAAAUUUAGUGACCGCUUUGUCAUUUUAUACGUCUUAUUUCUUCUUAAUGAACAUAAUUUGCUAUAAAGAAUUAUCAACAAGCCUUUCACUUUUAUAUUGGCCAUUCUGUAUGUUUUUGUGAAAUAGAAUAUUUAAUCCUUAUUUAUUAAUCUCUUGCUGGAGUGGGGUAAGGGGGGUUGCAGAGCAGCUUAAAUGUUUCUAGAAUGUAUAAAGUUGUGUUUACCCUCUAAGAGUAGUACUUUGAGUGAGAGUUCAACACAUACAUACAAUUUUGUUUAACAAAAAUAUUUUAUAAUACAGUUUCUUGCGGAAUUACCUUAAAAGGGAGUUUCAUGUUUUCAACUAUAUGUAGUUGUAAGGGAUAUGUAGAUGAUAUUGAUAAUGGUUGAAAUAUUCUUAGAAAACGUGCGCAUGUCUGGGAGUGACUACCAUGUGUAUGUAUUCUUGACAAGCAGUGUAAUAUACCUGUGAUUUUUUUUUUUACAUUAGGGAUAAUGUAUAAGAAAUUAAUCUUCAUAUAUAUUAUUAGCCCUGAUGUAGGGGGAAAGUAUUUAACUGCCCAUGAUAUGUAUUUUACUUGUACUAUGUCAGAGGGGAAACUAUAAAAUAAUUACACAUGUAAUCUUGGGUAUUUCACUUCACUUAUGUAGGUAUUCAUUUUGAGUUCGGUCUAAGAAGAAAAAAUUCCUUAAAUGAAUUGAACUCCUGAUGGAAUAAAUAAAUAUUGUAAAAGCCAGUGUUCUAAAAAUAAGAAAAGAUAGGGUCAUUUUUGAGUCUGCUUUUCUCUUGCUAAUGCUAUUGUUAGUAUUCUGAAUUAAAGUAAUGCAUUGGUACUGUUGUCUUAAUGUAUAAAUUUAUGGAGAACAGUUAACAUUGAGAUGAUGAACAAGGGAUUAGCAAUAGCAAACUAUAGAAUUAUUCUGACUCAUUACUUGAGAGGAAAACAGCAUACAGUGAGUCUCCUGCAUAUGAACCUUAAAGUUCCAAGCUUUCUAAGAUGUGAAUGUGUGUUCGCAUGUCCAGUCACGUAACUUAGUUCACGUGUCUGGUGUACAGUGUUACCUGCAUGCAUCCUCUACAAGUGGUUAUGCUUUUUUGUACUUUACAGUACUGUAUGGAGUGCAGUAGCACAGUUUCUUUAUUUCAGCCCAAGAUGUACAGAAACAAGCGUAAAAGGCGUGGACAUGUGGCGGGUACUGAGUAGUCAAUUGUAUUAGUUGGGUACCCAGGCUAAUUUUUUUGGACUUGCAGACAGAUUGGACUUAAACAUGCUGUUAGAACUGUAGGGGACUUACUGUAACUGUCCCAUUCAAUAUUUAGUAGUUCUGUAAAAUAUUAUCACCAUCAUUUUUCAGAUAAGGAAAUAAGGGUAGAGCAAGGUUAAGAGACCUACCCAAUUCACACCGCAAGAUAGUGGUUGAGCCAGACCAUGAGUCAUUUGACUCUGUUCUUGUCACUAUGCAAUAUGCAAACAAUAAAAUGUUACACAAAUAAAA
This is a messenger RNA of Carlito syrichta (Philippine tarsier), 4265 nucleotides long. It is a transcript of the gene MAP4K5, whose product is annotated as mitogen-activated protein kinase kinase kinase kinase 5. Gene Ontology annotation, biological process: protein phosphorylation. The record is from RefSeq and is a predicted model, not a curated record. Lineage: Eukaryota; Metazoa; Chordata; Mammalia; Primates; Tarsiidae. Gene Ontology annotation, molecular function: MAP kinase kinase kinase kinase activity; ATP binding. Bases 98 to 2437 code for a protein of 779 amino acids. The transcript has 31 exons.